GGAGGAGACUGUCAGGGACGGUGCAAACGCCAUAUUUGUUGUCGUGUCAGAGUCUGGAGCUGCGGCAGUGACGGAGCGACGGUCUGGAGGGCCGGGGUUGCCGCAUUGAUUGGCACAGGCGCUUCAGGUUGAAACUACAGCUUUUUGAUUUUGUCAGCAUAACGAGCGAUUUCGGGCGCGAUUAGGCGCUAGCAGCGCUGAUAUUUAAACAGAAGUUGCGGCGAUCAGAUCUAGGGCUGGGAGAUGGUGCAACCCUGAGGAGGAGCGGGACUGGGACUGAGGACGGGGCCGAGCUGGAUGAGGGAAAUCUGGUAGAAGUUUGAAAGCCGCUGUUCAAGACCAAAUGGAUAAUUUCCGUGAUGAUACAAAUUGUUGAAGUGAUCUGGCACUGAAGAUUUGAAACUUUUUCACACAAUAUUUUCUUCAAAGACCUCAAAGUGUUUGGAUUACUAUAAUAUGUUUUCCUACUUUCCACUGUCUACAUUCCCCAGAUAAAUAUUUGUAUGACAGAGAAUGGAACAUCAAGCUGAUGAGCAGAUUGCUCCAGAAGCUAAUCAACAGGUGGCGAGCUGUGACCAUGACAAAAUACAUCCAUCAAUAAUUGAUGCUGUCAAAAGUGAUGAGGUUAUUAAUGAUGUCACUGGUGGGGAUACUGGAGCACUAAAUGGCACAUGCCUUAAGUCAGAGACUUAUUCAGCAACCAAAACACUAAAAUUAAAAGAAGAUAUAAAUGGCGAACAUGAAGAUAGAUUUGCUGAGGUACAACUGAAUGUAAAGGUUGAACAAUGUAUGAAUAACUUGACAGAUCAUGGUGGAAGUGGAGAACCAUGUGCUCUAAUCACUUUGAACAGUGAUACGGAAAUUGCAUCAGACAAUAAGGAAGAAGUGAGUGACUCUGGAGAACUUAAUAAAAUGGUUAAUAAUCAAACACUUCAUCCUACAUCAGAGAAAUCAUCAGAGGCAGAUACUAUUGAUUGGAACAAAUGUACACCUCAUUCUUCUCGCAAGAUUGAUUCAGAAAGUCCUUUUGAUACAAAGAUAACCAAGGAUCUAAUGUCCAGGAUGGAGCUUGAAUCUUCUCAAGAUGCUUUGUUGGAUGAGCUAGAAUCAGAAUAUAAUUAUUUUUCAACAGAAUCCUCGGUGACUCCCAGUUUACCUAAUGGAAUUACAAAAGAAAGUAGCGCUGUAGUCAUAUUUAAUGAAUCAUUACAAAACAAAUGUCUUCAGCAAGAAAAUAAAAUAAAAAAACUGAUGGAAGAAAACAGAAAGCAUCAAGAAAUGAUUGUGGAGAUUUGUGCAGAAAAAAACAACUUGAAAGAUGAAUUGAAGAAACGUUCGGAAACAGAAAAGCAACAUAUCAACACCAUAAAACUAAUGGAAGUCAAAGUUGAAAACCUAAUGGAGGAAAUAAAAAUGGUGAAGGAAAGAUUGAUCUCACAGGAUGCUGCUGCCAAAAAUGCUAUUCAGCAAUUACAAAGAAAUCUAACUUCUCGGAUUGAACAAACGAACAAAAAAUGUGAAGAGGCGCGACAGGAAAAAGAAGCUAUGGUAAUGAAAUACGUACGAGGAGAAAAAGAAGCCCUUGAUCUUCGAAAGGACAAGGAAGGAAUUGAAAAAAGAUUACGUGAUGCAAACCGAGAACUGGAGAAACUGACAAUGAAGGCCAAACAGCUCACACAAGAGAAGACAAGAUUGCAACAGCUUUAUGAGGCAAAGGAAGGAGAAGCCACAAGGCUCAACAGAGAUGUUGAAAAAUUGAAGGAAGACAUCAAUUCCAACAUCAUCAAAGUGAAAUGGGCUCAAAACAAGUUAAAAAGUGAAAUGGAUACACAUAAGGAAACGAGAGAAAAAUUGAAGGAAACAACAGUCAAACUAACUCAGGCUAAAGAAGAGACAGAACAAAUCCGGAAAAACUGCCAAGACAUGAUUAAAACCUAUCAGGAAUCUGAAGAAAUCAGAUCCAAUGAGUUGGAUGCCAAACUGCGUGAGACUAAAGGAGAACUAGAAAAACGUUUGCAAGAAAAAUCUGAUGAAAUGGAGAUUCGCCUUGCUAAAAUAAAAGAACUUGAUGACCUGAAGAAAACAUACAAGGAAGGAAUGGAUGAGUUGCACACUUUGAGAACAAAGGUACGAUGUCUUGAAGAUGAGCGACUGAGAACUGAAGAUGAACUAUCAAAGUAUAAAGAAAUAAUAAACCGCCAAAAAGCAGAAUGCCAAUCUUUGCAUGAACGGGUGAAAUUAAUAAAUCAUUUGCAAGAACAGCUUGAAGGAAAUGAACAAGAGAUUCAAUCACUGAAGGAAGAGGUUGACAACCUGAAUGCGCUGAUUACAGAUUUGCAAGAAGAUAUUGAAGGGAGUCGUAAAAAAGAAUCAGAGUUGCUUGUAUUCACAGAGAAAUUGACAAGCAAAAAUGCACAACUUCAGUCUGAGAACAAUAUAUUACAGGCGCAACUUGACAAAUUGAGUAUUCGUGAGCGGCAUCUGAGUGGGCAGCUUGAAGAGUUGGGACAGACCAAUACUGAUCUGGUGAACAGAUUGCAAAAAGAACAACAACUACGACAAGAGGAUAUGAAAACUUUGCAGAAUGAAGUGAUCACUGAACAAAAGGACGUGAGUAGGCUGACUUUACAAGUGGAGGAGCUUAAAGAUGAGCUCGCCACACAGAAACGAAAAAAAGCAACUAACAUUAAGGACCUCACAAAACAGCUUCAACAAGUACGCCGACGAUUGGAACAAAUGGAAAAUGGAAAUUGUGAUAGCAAAGAGGCGAGCAGCAUGGGAAGUCGUUCCAGUUCAUCAGGUAAACAAAAAAAUGUUACACAGAAGUAUAAUAAAUUGCCCAGUGAACCUGGUUCUCUAGAUGCUCGAUGCAAUAAAGAGGAGAGGUCUCCAGAGAAUACUGGCCGUUCCGUGCAAGCAGAUAAUUUUCCAGAAGUGGACAAGACCAUAUUAAUAGAACGUAUUGUUCGCCUACAGAAAGCUCAUGCACGUAAGAAUGAAAAAAUUGAAUUCAUGGAGGAUCAUAUCAAACAGUUAGUGGAGGAAAUACGAAAGAAAACUCGACUCAUUCAGACUUAUGUUCUGAGAGAAGAAUCUGGUGCCUUGUCCUCAGAAGCAUCUGAUUUCAAUAAAGCCCAGGUGAGCAGACGUGGAGGAAUCAUGGCUUCACUUUACACGUCACAUCCAGCGGACAGUGGUCUAACGUUGGAGCUCUUAUUGGAAAUAAACAGGAAGCUGCAAGCUGUACUGGAAGACACUUUGUUGAAGAAUAUAACACUUAAGGAAAACUUGCAGACGCUAGGUGCAGAAAUAGAACGUCUGAUCAAGUGCCAGCAUGAAUUGGAGCAACAACUAAAGCACUGAAUUGGCACUGUUCUCAGUUUAAGCAACUCCAUUGUGAAUUCAAGGGAACAGGUGCCGGUCAGGCAGGGAUCGUACAUCACUCGUGACUCAGACAAGGAUAUCUUAUCUGCCUUCACAAGAGAUAAUGUUGCUUCUACCGAGACGCAGGUUUGGAAUACUCAUUAUGCUGAAUUGACUUUUGAGAAACAUCUUUCUGAAGCAAAUUUUAUGUUAACACUCCAAGUUAUCGAACGUAUAACUAUAAAUCUGCUCCUUAAAAUAAUGAAUGAAGACUGCUGCAAUCAGCUCAGAAUAGCGACUAAUGGAUGUUGAUCAUUCUUCGAAGCUCUUUGUUCUUAAAAAAAACAAUGAAUACCUUGUAUACCUAGAUAAGAAUGGUCUAUCAUGAAGGUUUUGGGACUAUAGUGCAAUUACACAAUGCAACUCUGGGCAAUUUUUAGCUGACAACCUAAGUUUUCAUUUUAGUGUUCUUUUAAUUUCUAAAAUUUCUAAAUUCAAAUAGGGCUGAGGCAAAUAAAGUGCAUAUCCAUCCAGUGUCUGACAAUUUUCUCUUCUUCCUUUGACACUGACAGUACUUUGAGUAAAACUUUUUAGAAAUUGAAUAAUUUCAUUUCUCUGAUUUUUACAUUAUGUCUGAUAAACCAAAUUAAUGGAUUUCCAGUCCAAUUAAGUGACAUGCAAACCAAAUCUGCUAAGCAGGUCAUGGUAUUUAGGCUCAUGAUUGAAUUAUUUUUCAUGUAAGUGGAUGAUCCGUUUAUUGUAAUGGAAUAUUAUCAAUGCUGAUUAUGAAAAAUAAUUUAGAUUUUUGACGAAUUGUAAGCUAAGUAAUUACAGUUUGUUGAAAAAGAACUAAAGAUGGUAAUCAGACUGAAUUCUGUGAUUAAUAACUAGUUUCUCAGAUUACCUACAAAUAAUGUACAUUCAUCAAUGUGUCUACUUGAAUUUCCUCAAUUGGAGGCUAGAUUCUGGCACUGCUGUUUGAAUGAGAUCUGAUUAUUUUUAAGAAAGUUUUUUUUUCUUCAGAAAAAUAAUGGAAAUGCACUUUAAACUCAAAUUAUUGCCUUCCAAAUUACACAGUACAUGUCUGUUAUUUUAGCACAAACCUGUUUCAACUUUAAUUUUUAUUUCAGUUCAUUUACUUUCUGUUGCAAAAGUGCUGUAGUUUACUUUGGAAAUUAAUUUGUAAAAUUAAGUUGUAGAUACAUUUCUGUAUAAAGAGGACAGUUUUUAAAGUUUUAAUCUAUUAUAUGUAUAUAUGGCAUAUUGGAUGAAUAAAAUUACAUUUUGUGUCUUAUUUUGCUGCUA
Amblyraja radiata (thorny skate) is the source of this 4668-nucleotide messenger RNA. RefSeq names its product coiled-coil domain-containing protein 186 (gene ccdc186). Gene Ontology annotation, molecular function: small GTPase binding. The coding region runs from base 514 to 3363 and encodes 949 amino acids. The record is from RefSeq and is a predicted model, not a curated record. Gene Ontology annotation, biological process: vesicle cytoskeletal trafficking. Lineage: Eukaryota; Metazoa; Chordata; Chondrichthyes; Rajiformes; Rajidae. Gene Ontology annotation, cellular component: trans-Golgi network. The transcript has 18 exons.